UAUGUUAGAGAAAUUUUUUGUUUUCGGCCAAAGUCACGUCAAAGAAAAUUCUUGUUGACCUGAAUACGUGCAAUAUGCGUCAUGCAACAAUCUGCAUCCCUUACCAUGGAUGGAUGGAUAAUCGUGAGUUUUUUUGAAAUAAAAUAGAGGUUUAAGAGGAGAAAGUGAAGACAAUCUUUCAGUCUGUUAGGUAUUCUGGGAACUGUGAAUGCUCCAUGGGGGAAAGCUCAUGCAAAUUCCUUAGCCAAAGAACGCGUUUGGAAGAAAGGCUUCAGUUUGACCAGUUGGCUGUUCCAAACACGGCAUUGAAAAUGUCUGAAAAUGGAUCCUUCCUUUUUCUUUUUUUUCCCCCGCCUACCCUCCUCCGUCCUCGUGAGCCGUACCCUGACCAUUGGACCCUCUUUCAUUUUUCUUUAGAAUUUACGAAAAUGUUCCGCAGCUUCCCUUGUCACAAGUAAUUCCUUAAUUAGCUGAUUUCUUCUCCAAAAUCAUCACUUCAAACAAGGCAGAUGUAAGCUUCCUGCAGAGCCCUCCUCCCCUUUCCACAUUUUACAAAACCCAACUCUUUCCUUUCUCAUUCUACUAUCUAUAUACAUAGACAGACAGAUAAGGCUUAUAUUUUCCAAAGUCCUCAAGUGAUCUCUUGUGCCCAUGAAGAAGGAUGCAUUUUCAUCAACUCCACCAGUGCUUGAGAAACCUAAAUCUGCUUUAGAGAGACUAUGGAAGAAAAACUCCCCUGCUGAGGCAGAGAAACCUGCCUUGCCGGUCUCUCCUGACAUCCCCAGGAGCAGAAAAUUCGAACGGAUCUUCAGAUACUUGGAUGAGAAUGGAGAUGGGAAUAUUUCUCCCACCGAGCUACUUUCUUCUAUGAAGAUGGUUGGCGUCGAGUUGUCUGUAGAGGAGGCUGAGGCUGUGGUCCAGUUAACAGACUCCGAUGGAGACGGGCUGUUGGGUUUUGAGGACUUUGUUAAACUAAUUGAAGUGGAUGGAGAAGAGGAGAAGAGGACAGACCUCAGGGAGGCCUUUGGGAUGUAUGAGAUGGAAGGGUCUGGUUGUAUUACACCCAAGAGCCUGAAGAGGAUGCUUAGUCGCUUGGGUGAGUCGAAGACAAUGGAGGAAUGCACGGCUAUGAUUCGUCAGUUUGAUCUCAAUGGCGAUGGUGUGCUUACCUUUGAUGAAUUCACGGUGAUGAUGCUAUGAUAGCCUGUAUAUAUAAAUUUUCAUCGUUGAACACCAUCGGACUACUAGGAUUUAAACCAUUCAUUUAUUCAAUAUUGCUUUCUUCAUCCUUGUAUUCUAUAGCUUGAUUAUUCAUCAUUUUUCUUCA
Molecule: messenger RNA, 1327 nt
Organism: Magnolia sinica
Lineage: Eukaryota; Viridiplantae; Streptophyta; Magnoliopsida; Magnoliales; Magnoliaceae
Product: putative calcium-binding protein CML23
Exons: 1
Coding region: 652-1200 (182 amino acids)
Molecular function (GO): calcium ion binding
Source: RefSeq, a predicted model, not a curated record